This is a messenger RNA of Salvelinus sp. IW2-2015, 759 nucleotides long. NCBI's taxonomy places the organism in Eukaryota, Metazoa, Chordata, Actinopteri, Salmoniformes, Salmonidae. The record is from RefSeq and is a predicted model, not a curated record.
AUGAGGAUUGUGCUGCUGGGAAAAACAGGAUGGGGCAAAAGCAGUGCAGGAAACACCAUCUUUGGAGGAGGAGAYGAAGAGUUCAAGAUAAACAGUUCAGCCAAGUCCGAAACACACAUGUGUGAAACAAAGACCAAGAUCAUCAAUGGAAGAAAAAUCACAGUUGUAGACACACCUGGACUCUUUGACACAAACAUCCCUGAAGAGGAGCUGAAACCUGAACUAGUGAAAUGUAUUGUAGAGUGUUCUUCAGGGCCACAUGCCUUUCUCAUUGUGCUUAAAGUGGAAAAGUACACAGUCCUCGAGAAAGGAGUCAUCACAGAAAUUGAGAAUUAUUUAACCCCAGAGAACUUUAAAUAUGCUACAGUCCUCUUCACUCAUGGGGACCAGCUCAACAAUAUGACAAUUAAGGAUUUUGUGAAAACUAAUGAGAAACUGAGUGAGCUUGUGGAAAAAUGUGGAGGCCGCUGUCACGUCAUUGACAACAAAUACUGGAACACCAGUCAGCAGGGUCAGUACAGGAACAACCAGUACCAAGUAGCAGAGCUACUCAACACCAUAGAGAAGACAGUGAGACAGAACGGAGGAGGAUGCUACACCAACAAGUUGCUCCAAGCAGUGAAGAGACGAAUACAAGCAGAGAUAAAGAGGCUUAUAAAAAAGUUCAAGAGCCUGAUGUCUGUGGAAGACAUUGCAAAGACAAAUCACUGCAAGAAGAAACAGCAGCUGGAGGAGCAGGAGGAGCAGCAGCACUACUAA